Messenger RNA from Daucus carota subsp. sativus, 1335 nucleotides. RefSeq lists its product as uncharacterized. Lineage: Eukaryota; Viridiplantae; Streptophyta; Magnoliopsida; Apiales; Apiaceae. The coding region runs from base 91 to 954 and encodes 287 amino acids. The record is from RefSeq and is a predicted model, not a curated record. The transcript is spliced from 4 exons.
UGUGAUUGGGUUAGUCAAUUGAAAUUGCCGGAUGGUUGUUCUUCAAAUAUUGCAAGGUGUUGCAAGGUAGCAAAAUUGAAGUUCCAAGGGAUGAAGUCACAUGAUUGUCACGUAUUUAUGCAAAAGUUGUUGCCUUCUGCUUUCCGAGAACUUCUUCCGGAUGAUGUCCACAAGGUACUUUGUGACCUGUCUAAUUUUUUUAAGGGAUUGUGCUCGAAGGAGUUACUUGUAUCUGAUUUGGUGAAAAUGCAAAAAAACAUUGCGGGCAUAGUUUGCACUUUAGAGACUAUAUUUCCUCCAAGUUUAUUUGAUCCAAUGGAGCAUCUUCUUAUUCAUCUAGUUGAGGAAUGUAGACUUGCCGGGCCUGUCCACAAAAGGUGGAUGUAUCCGGCUGAAAGAUUGCAACGUAGAAUGAAGCAGAAAGUGGGGAACAAAGCACAUGUUGAAGGUUCCAUUGCUGAACGGUACACACAUGAAGAACUUGCACAUUUCUGUUCUAUGUACUUUCAGUCUUCAGUCCAAACACAUCAUAACAUGUUGGGACGUAAUGAGGUAGUAGAAGAUAGCACUCGCAAUCCAGAAAGUUUGGAGGCUUUUACAUAUCCAGUAAAGCUCAAAGGUGCAUUCACUAGUUAUUGUUUGGAUGAGAAUUCACUGAAAGUUGCAGCCCAUUAUGUGCUAACCAACAUGCCUGAGGUAUCACCAUAUAUUACGAUCUUUGAAAAUGAGGUACGUAGUCGAACUCCUUUAUUAUUAAGUGAUGCUGAGAUGGAUAUAUUGCUCAAGAAUGAACUCCUUAUAUGGCUGGAACAGAAGGAUCGCUAUACAAAGAUAUGCGCAGACAAAAACAUUGAUCCUACAAAGACUAGUUUGGAGUUGUGGGUAAAAGCAGUUGGGGGUGUACAGAAGACCGAAUUCUUGGGUAUUCACGACUUCGAGCUUGUGAUAUCUUAGGUACCACACGUAAUACACGAAGGGUUGGUGAGGGAGGCAGUAGUCGGUCUACCAUGGAACGCCUUUGUGAUGAUCUUUUUAUGCGUGCUGUGGAUAGGACUGUUGCACGUGCCCGUGAGCAUCCAGAGGAGUUCGAGCUCAGUCCUGAAGAUGUUCGUUUGCUAGCACAAGAUCUAUUAGACAGUGAUGGACAAUUACCUCAGGAUCACCCUCUCACUGAGCAGACUCAGCGUGACCUGAUUCAUGUCAUUAUUGAAGUGUUCAAUGACCUGUACAAGAGAAAUGGGCCAAAUAACAAGGUACAAUCUGUGUGACUUAUUAUUUACGUGUACAUAUUAUGCUAGCGGUAUAGUUGCAAAAAAGACUUUGACACAUGCAUGU